Syngnathus acus (greater pipefish) is the source of this 688-nucleotide messenger RNA. It is a transcript of the gene ndufs4, whose product is annotated as NADH:ubiquinone oxidoreductase subunit S4. The record is from RefSeq and is a predicted model, not a curated record. Gene Ontology annotation, biological process: electron transport chain. The transcript is spliced from 5 exons. Bases 62 to 577 code for a protein of 171 amino acids. Lineage: Eukaryota; Metazoa; Chordata; Actinopteri; Syngnathiformes; Syngnathidae.
AUGCUCGUGUUCGCAUUCCGUCCGAACUGUUUUGUCCUACCGCGGCUGCCGUCUGUUCUUGAUGACAACAAACAUGGCGACCUCAAUGUCACUUUUGGGACUGGGACGUCUUUCUGUGAUCAACGCUGCUUCUAAAGUGUUCCUGAAACCCCUUAGCACGUCGGCACAGAGGCUGGCAGAGGGAGCCGGACGAGACACGCAGCUCAUCACAGUCGAUGAGAAACUGGACAUCAGCGCUGUGACAGGGGUGCCGGAGGAGCACGUGAAGACACGCAAAGUUCACAUCUUCGUGCCCGCCAAGACCGCAAUGCAGUCGGGAGUCAACGGCACCAAAAAGUGGAAGAUGGACUUUGACACCAGGGAACGUUGGGAGAACCCACUGAUGGGCUGGGCCUCAAGCGCUGAUCCCUUAUCCAACAUGGUGCUCUCUUUCUCCUCCAAGGAAGACGCCAUUGCCUUUGCUGAGAAAAAUGGUUGGAGCUACCACAUCACCGACAAACGAACUCCAAAGCCUCGCGUCAAAUCCUACGGAGCCAACUUCUCUUGGGAUAAGAGGACCAGAAGGUCCGCUAAGUAAACUGGAGAGGCAUCUGUUGGUUGCUGUGGCUUCGCUCCCAUUGUCCCGCUCCCCCCCCUCAGCGGCGGUCCUGUAUAAUUGCUGUCAAUAAAUCACACAUUUAAACCAAAA